Molecule: messenger RNA, 913 nt
Organism: Argiope bruennichi
Lineage: Eukaryota; Metazoa; Arthropoda; Arachnida; Araneae; Araneidae
Exons: 5
Coding region: 82-747 (221 amino acids)
Source: RefSeq, a predicted model, not a curated record
GCGAAUUGCAUCCGUUUCGAUAAAGUCAAAUGAUCUGAGACCAAAUUAACUCAUUAUGUAAAACGAUUUCAGCGAAACAAAAUGCUGCUCUGCAUUUUUCUACUUCUGGGAACAUGGGGAGGUGUGUUGGGCAACGGCGACAUAUGCCAGCAAUCUCGACAUCAAGCUUGCCCAAUACCAUAUGACUGGAGUUUUCCGAAGACUGAAGAGGACCUUAAUAAAAUAUGCCCAAAAUUUAUACAAAUCGCUGAAUGCAAGAAAGAUUAUUUAAAGAAAUGUGAUCCUGAAGAUGUGUCAUGGCAAAAUUAUCUUCAGAAUUUAAAGGACGUUGCAGAAGACGCAUGUGCAGAAAAUUCAGAGCUUCAUUUACGUAUCGUUCAAAACAUUGGCUGUUUCAAUGAAGUAGCUCAACAGGACAUACAAAUAUGCCAUAACGACAUAGAUAAAAAGACAGAAGAAAUGUUGAAAUAUAUUCGUGAAAUUGAGACAGAAGAAGGCACUAAUGAUGAACUUUGGGAAGCAUUUCAGUGCUUGUUGGCAUCCCUCGAGAUUCAGUGCUACGCCUCCAAAUCUUCUGAGAGAUGUGGAUACGAUGCGGGAGACCUUGUUCUUGAACUAAGCAGGAGUACAGGAUUUCGAUUCCGAUGCUCGGUUGCAAGUGAAGAAAUUCUAUCGAAGCUCUUAGCCCUUUUGGAAUUGGAAUUGGAAGAGGAAGCUUCCUUAAAUCGAAUAAUGGCUAGUGAAUAAAGCAUUCAACUUACCCUGUGUUUUAUGUUAAUCUAUUUAUGUAUAUCCUUUUUACUUUUUUAUAUUAAAGGAUCUAUUAUUACUUUUUUAUAUUAAAUAUAAAAUUUUUAUAUUAAAUUUUUUUUUGAGUUGUAACUGGAAAGAUGAAUAAAUGCUCAAACUAUUA